AUGCGACAAUCACUGGUUCCUGUUAUUCUUCUCGCAACAGUAGCUCUAUCAUCAAGUAAUGUACUUCCAUUUAUGUCCAUAAAUCGUCUUGAAACAGAACCUUUAGGCUUCAACAGCCCUAACGACAAUAUAUUUAGAGAUAAUAAAAAUAUUUUUAAUGAUUUAUUUUAUAAAAUAUCUAUCGGAACAUCUCUGAAUAAUCCAAUACCAAAAGUGCAAAAACUUCCCAAAAUUAAAUUCGAUGAUUUUGACAAUAAUCGAGGUGAAGCAGAAUUUAAUUCUCUGAGUAAAGAUCAAAGUUACAACGGUGAAGGGUAUCGAAAAAAACAAUGGCAUAAUUAUCCAAGACAAUUAGAUCGUCUCCAUAAUUAUUUUUAUGGACGCCAUAGAGCACACAAGAGAAAUCCCGACCCUGAUGACCCAGAUAAAGGAAGUUAUGAAAUUGUUCCGGAAACUCAUAGAAGUAAUGAUAUAACUACCAACGAAUACAUCGUGUAUAGUGACGACGGUGCACAAAGUAUCUACGACACAGUAAUAGCCAAUACUAACCCCUUUUUAAUUCUAAAAAUUCGCUUAGCAUGUUUGAGUAAUAAAUUAAAAAAUACAGGCGAGACGAAACAGACAGGUUUAGCCUUACCUGACUAUAAUCUCAAUGAGAAUGACGAUAAACUGUUGACAAACGAAAUAAACCCCUCAAUGGAUGCAGUAAAAGUUAAACGUGAAGACAUAAGUGGAUUGCAGGGCAGUAUGGAAGUUGAGCGAAUCGACGGAAAGAGAACAGUAAAGAAGCGACUGUUCUCACUCUGGAGUCGGCUGCAAAGCCUUAACCACAAGGGUCACGAAUUACAGCACCGGCGUCACCUGCAUGCUUUCUACGGCCUCCCAGAAGAUGGCAAUGGGGUCCUGACGGCGGAGACCAGAGCCACACUCAUGCGACCACCCGGAUCACCCCUCAGAUGGGGCUGA
Amyelois transitella is the source of this 966-nucleotide messenger RNA. RefSeq lists its product as uncharacterized. The record is from RefSeq and is a predicted model, not a curated record. The coding region runs from base 1 to 966 and encodes 321 amino acids. The transcript has 2 exons. NCBI's taxonomy places the organism in Eukaryota, Metazoa, Arthropoda, Insecta, Lepidoptera, Pyralidae.